This is a messenger RNA of Aureococcus anophagefferens, 789 nucleotides long. RefSeq lists its product as hypothetical. The transcript has a single exon. The annotation marks the transcript as partial. Gene Ontology annotation, molecular function: catalytic activity. The record is from RefSeq and is a predicted model, not a curated record. NCBI's taxonomy places the organism in Eukaryota, Pelagophyceae, Pelagomonadales, Pelagomonadaceae.
GCUGCAAAGCUGCGCGCCGUCCUGCAAGCGCCCGGCGCCGUCCUGUGCCCAGGCGUGCACGACGCGCUGUCGACGCGCGUCUUCGCGGAAGCGGGCGCCAAUGUGCUCUUCCUGAGCGGCUUCGGAGUCUCCGCGUGCCGCGGCGAGCCCGACGCCGGCAUCCUCACGCGCGUCGAAAUGGAGGAGGUCGCGCGGCAGUGCGUCGCCGCGGCCGGCGGCGUGCCGUUGAUCGUGGACGGCGACACGGGCUUCGGCGGCGCGUCGAACCUGCGGCGCACCGUCCACGGCUUCGCGGCCGCCGGCGCGGCGGCCGUCAGCAUCGAGGACCAACAGUUCCCGAAACGUUGCACUUUCCAGGCGGGCUCCGGCGUGCGCGUCGUCGACCGCGACGCGGCGGUCGCGCGCGUGCGGACGGCGCUCAAGGCGCGCGACGAGUCGCGGGAAGCGGGGCGCGACAUCCUCGUCAUCGCGCGGACCGAUUGCCGCGCGGCGCUGGGCUUGGAGGAGGCCAUUGCGCGCUGCGAGGCCUUCGCGGCGCUCGGCGCCGACGUCGUCUACGCCGAGAAUCUCCAGGACAAGGAGGAGUAUGCGGAGCUGAGCUUGAGAGUCUCAUCCACCCAUCUCAUGCUCGCCCAGCUCCAGCGGGGCGACGCUCCGUCGCUCUCGCCCGACGACGUCGCGAACCUCGGCUUCGACCUCUCGCUCGUGGGCGUGACCGCGCUGCAGGCAUACAUCGCGACCCUCCAGUCGACGGCGAAAAGCCUCCUCGCAACCGGCGCCGCGAGCGAC